CGGGUCGGGCGCCGUCGCGCUCCGCGAGAGUCGUUGACGCAGCAGUUCCGGCGGCCGCCGGCAGAGGGCGGCGCGCCAACUUAUAUAGAGCCGGAGCGUCGAGAGUGGAAAAGACGUUCGAGACGAGAGACGGAGUGUGAGGAAAAGAUUAUGAAAUUAUUAGCGAAGACUUUUAUCCGUCCAUCAGCGCGGCACAAAAACCAGCUCGAAAGGCAUCACCACCUUUCCCGUCCCUACGGACUAAUCGUCGAUUCGGCGCACUGACAGCGGAAGAACUCGUUCUCCUCCAACCUCCCGCUACUACACAAUCGUCAUGGUGGUCGUCCCCGGCCGCUCCGAGCCCGGACUGCCGGUCAAAGUGCUGGGCGCCGGCGCCGCCGCCUGCGUGGCCGACGCCAUUACCUUUCCCCUGGACGUGGCCAAGGUCAGGCUACAGAUUCAAGGAGAGAUGCUUUCGCAGGGACGGCUGGGCCGGAAGGGAGUACUGAAGUACCGAGGCGUGGCCGGCACCCUACUGACCAUGGCCCGACAGGAGGGAUGGGCCAGCGUCUACAACGGACUAUGUGCCGGACUGCAGCGACAGAUGUGUUUCGCCUCUAUCCGCAUCGGCAUGUACGACACGGUCAAGACCUAUUACUCCGACCUGACCGGCAAAUUUACCGGUAACGACAAGAAAAGGAACGGAGUGGGAAUCAGGAUCCUGGCCGGCAUCAGCACCGGCGGCAUCUCGGUUGUAUGCGCUCAACCCACCGACGUGGUCAAGGUCAGGAUGCAGGCGCAGAACGGCAACGAGCCCAAGAGAUACACCGGAACUAUCCACGCCUACAAGACCAUCGGGCGACAAGAGGGACUGGCCGGUCUGUGGAAAGGAACCGUGCCCAACAUCACUCGCAACGCCAUCAUCAACGCCGCCGAACUGGUGUGCUACGACUGCGUCAAGGAAUUCUUGAUCGUCCGUCGCUACAUGUCGGACAAUCUCCCCUGCCACUUCGCCUCGGCCUUCGCCGCCGGCUUCUGCGCCACCGUGGUGGCCUCUCCGGUGGACGUGGUCAAGACCCGCUACAUGAACUCUCCCCUGGGCAGUUACCGCGGAGUGGUCGACUGCGCCGCCCGCAUGUUGGCGGAAGGAGGACCCACGGCUUUCUACAAAGGGUUCGUGCCAUCCUUUGUGCGGCUGGCCUCUUGGAACGUCUGCAUGUUCGUCACCUACGAACAGUUAAAACGCCUGUUCUCCGCCUUCCAACGAAAGAACGUCUUGGUGUUGGCCACCUCUUGAUCGACCGCCGACUCAGCCUGCGGCAGAGGCAGUUUUGGCCUCCCCUUUCUAUAGGAUGCAUUUCGGUAGACGUUUAUACCCGUUUCGGAGGAUGACCCCUCUUAUUUUUAACCGUUUCUACUCGUUUCCAGGUUUAAAAAUCUUUUGGAUCCGGAAAUGGCGGACGGAGUCGCCGUCCCUCACCCAAUUUUAUAUUAGCUCUAUACAUACAUAUAUAUGUGUAUAUAUACCUAUAUAUAUAUAUUUGUUAGAAAUAAACCUUAUCUCUAAAUUCUGGAAUUUCCUUUUUCGUC
Molecule: messenger RNA, 1569 nt
Organism: Centruroides sculpturatus (bark scorpion)
Lineage: Eukaryota; Metazoa; Arthropoda; Arachnida; Scorpiones; Buthidae
Product: mitochondrial uncoupling protein 2-like
Exons: 7
Coding region: 314-1276 (320 amino acids)
Biological process (GO): response to cold; mitochondrial transport; adaptive thermogenesis
Cellular component (GO): mitochondrial membrane
Molecular function (GO): oxidative phosphorylation uncoupler activity
Source: RefSeq, a predicted model, not a curated record